AUGGAAGAGAUACCAAUUGAAGAGCUUGUACAAAGACUCUAUGCAUCUGAAAAUUCGGGCAAUACAAAACUAAUUGAAGAAACGCAUAAAAUACUUAUAAAAUACCAAAGAUCUGAUCAGUCUUUAAAACUUGCAGAUUCUUGCAUGCGUAGUUCAAAUUUAAAUGUGCAAUUUUUUGGUGUAUCAACAUUUCAAAUGAAAAUAGAUUCGAAUUGGGAUAAUUUUCCUCAGAUUGAGAAAACUUCUUUGUUUGUAAGUCUUUUAAAGUGGUUAAAAGUAUAUAUCGAUGGACCUAUUAUUAUUCUUAGAAAGUUAGUCUCUGUUCUGUCUCUUUUUGCAUUAAAAACAAUACCAGAACUCUGGAACCGCCCUAUUCAUUAUCUAACAGUUUUUCUUGUUUUUGAUGAAGAAGUUCAAUUUGAUAAUAUGAUUAUUAUACCUGAUAUUAAACAUUUGGUUGGGUUACUUAACUAUAACCAAAAAAAAGCUCUAUUAAUGUUUUCUUCAUCUUUUAUAGAAGAAAUAGGAAACGAUAAUAUUUCUCUUUCAAAAAGAAAUCAGUUACACCAAGCAAUUCAAGAUUCUUCUAUGGAUAUUAAUCUUUUACUGAAGUAUUCUUUUGAAUUAUUUCCAAACAAUAGUGAAAGUGUUGAAGUGAUAUCUGAAGCUAUAUAUUGUUUCCAAGUUUGGGUAUUUUAUUGCUCUGAUUCUAGUUUUACAUUGCAAAAUAUUUUAUAUACUUAUGAAAAUAUUUUUGAGUCUGUUAUAUCUUGUUUAUUAUAUAAAGAGACGUUUUUAGUAGCAGCUGAUGCUUUGAAUGAUAUUGUUAAUCAUUCACCGAAGUCUUUAUCAGAAAAAUUAAUGAAUAAGAUGCAAGAAAUACUGUAUAAUUAUUGGAAAGAUAUUAAUCUUAUUGAAAAUUUUCAAAAAAAUAAUGGAUUUGAUAAAUAUGUAGUUGUUUUUUCAUGUUUAAUUAUUACUUUGUGUGAAGCUAACAUCGAUUUUUUUUUUCACCAUUUAACUGAUGAUAAAUCGAAAAUAUUUACUGGAAUAAUGCUUGAUCUUUUAGGGCUUCCGGGUUUUGCAAUAUUUCAAGAAGAUAUUAGUAUUCGAACUUUAGAAUUCUUUAAUUUACUUAUAGAAAUGUUUAAUGAUAACCUUUUUGAAAAGAAAAUAGACAAUAACACUAUUAACCAUAUGAAAAACAUAAUAGGAAAAGUACUUGAAAAUUGUUUAAUUAAAUUGAGGUGGCCUCCAAAAAACUUGUUAGAAAAUUGGCCUAAGGAUAUUUGUGAUAAAUUUAUACUUUAUAGAAGAGAUAUUGGGGAUUUAUUGGAAACCAUAUUUUCAUUCUUACAAACAGAAUUAAUUGAGAAAUUAACAAAUUUUUUAGAUCAUUUUUUAUCAGAAACUUUAAAUUGGGAAAAUAUUGAAGCAAUUAUUUUUUCAUUAGUUUAUAUAUCAGAAGUUUAUCCUGAAGAAGAAUCAGAAUCAGAUAAAUACAUAUUUAGAGUUUUUAGUGGUAAUCUUUUUUCCAUCUUAUCAUCAUCAUCACAUACCCAAGUUAAGUAUAGUGCAUUAAAAUUAGCAGGUUCUUAUGGAUCUUUCAUGAAAAGAUACCCUUCCGUUAUUCCAUCUGUUUUAACAUUUUUAUUUAGUUAUUUAGAAGAUCCCGAGCUUUCAUAUAUGUCUUCCAAAUCUAUUUAUAAAUUGUCAUCAGAUUGCCGGUUUUCAAUUGCUAAAGAACUUUCUACUUUUUUAUAUAUUUUUAAAACAAUAUCUCAUACUUUAACUUUUUCAUUUGAUACAAAAUACAAGAUUUUUGCUGCAAUAUCAUGUAUUAUUCAGUCAUUACCUAGUCAUGAACAAAUAGAACCUUUAAAUAUUUUAAUUCAGAAAAUUGUUGAUGAUCUUGAAUUAGCUCAAUCUCUUAAAUUUGAAGAUUUUGAUAAAUCAACAAAUUUGGCACUAUCUUGUAUUAAUUGCUUAACUUUUAUUGGAAAAUCUCUGGUUUCAUCUAUAGUAGUGGAUACUUGUAAUUUUGAGAAUUCUGAUAGUAAUUUAACUGGUUUGGCAAAUAAUAGAUUUAUUACACAUGAUUUGAUGAAAAUAUUUCUUAUCGCAGAAGAAAUAUGUAAUAAUAGUGAAAAAGUUACCCAGUGUAUUUGUGAUGUAUUUAAAUCUGGAUUUCUUGAAUAUUUUUUCGGAAUAUCUUUUUUAAAAAUUCAUGUAUUUAUUCAAUAUUUACUUAGGAGAUUUGAAUCUUAUGGAUAUUCCUGUUUAAUAUCAUCUGCUGCUUAUUUAGUAGCACAUAGAAAAACUAAUAAUACGGAAAAUAAUAUAGAUAUGCUAGAAUUUAUAUUAUAUAAAUUUGCAUCACUAUUUGUGUCAUUUUUGGAGAAAAAUGAUAUUAGUAAAAUUUCAGAUAUAAUACAUGAGUUUUUUGACUUUUUAAAGACAUAUAUAUACUGUAAUAUUGGUAUUCUUAUAAAUAUGCAACCUCCAUGCAUUUUUGAUAAUUUAAUGACAUUAAUUAUUAACUCUUUGUCUUCUAAGGAUAGUUUGGUUCAAAAAGGAGCAAUAAAUUUUUUGAUUGAAUUUAUUACAUUUCGUUCAAAUAAUGGAGAAGAAUGUGACCUUGUUUUAAAUGUGAUUUCACAUUAUGGUUUUUUUAUAGUAAGACAAGUUAUGAUUGGUAUUGUUGGGAGUUUAUCUAAAAGUUUUCUUGUUUUUCUUUCUGAUUUAUUAUAUAAAUUAUGUUUAAAAUCCCCUCAAAAUGCUAGAAAUUGGCUACUAGAAGUAAUAAACGAAGAUAUAUUUCCGUAUUCUAAUUUAGAUAAAUCUUACAAAAUUGAUUUUAUUAAUAAGUUUUUAAGAAUGAGGACUUUUCAGAAAGCUAAAGAAUCGAUUAGUGAUUUUUGGUUAAAAAUACAAAAUAUGGAAAAUAUAUCAUAUACAUAUAUUUAA
Molecule: messenger RNA, 2967 nt
Organism: Pneumocystis jirovecii RU7
Lineage: Eukaryota; Fungi; Ascomycota; Pneumocystomycetes; Pneumocystales; Pneumocystaceae
Exons: 12
Coding region: 1-2967 (988 amino acids)
Biological process (GO): protein import into nucleus
Cellular component (GO): cytoplasm; nuclear membrane
Source: RefSeq, a predicted model, not a curated record